AUGGAGCAGGGCAUAAAAGAGGCUGCGCAGCAAUGCGUCGACCUCUUCACACAGUGCUUGGAAAAUCCACCACUCAUGGAAAACGAGUGGGCUGAGAACCGCCUUGCCGAUAUGAACUUAUGGAUAUCAGGCACCGGAGCCUGCGCCAGAGGACGAGCUUCUUUGGACUCGAGACUAGCUUCGAGGCCCGAAGCUCAUGAUGUGAUCGUCAAUUUAUUGCGCCUGCUAAGUACUAUGAUUGACGAAUGUCUAAAACGAAGCAAAGCACAAGAUCUUUCGCACAUUUUUCACAAUGAGGAAGACCCUACCUUUUCUGAGCACGAAGGACAAGGGCGAUCUUUUUCCCCAUGGUCCGAUGAUUCCAGCUCUGAUGAACAGUCGACAGACCGUCAUGAGUCGCGGAAUCCGUCCGGGAACCUGUUGUAUGAGUCAAUGUAUGACAUUGAGUCGAUGAUGGAUCAACUUUCCCGGGUCGCAGUUGCCAUUCGUCGCUCCGGACGACGUUCACGGCUGCAAAAGGCAGACCAACUGUUUAACGCAUCAGAGUAUCAGGAGCUGGAAGGCCACCUUGUCGGAAUGUUACUCUGUCAAUUAAAUGGUCGUAUCCAAGCAAGAGACCCAUCACAGUUGGAUGAAGUACAAUUGCGAUUGGUACACUGCAACCUAAAGCGUCGAAAUCGCUUUUUGUAUUCUCAAAGACACGCCAUGGGUCUGAAUGCUGGCUACGUACGUCGCACACCUGUACCGAAGCCAGCUGGAUCAGCACAGAAGGAGAUACCUCAAGAAAAACCAAGUUGGGAAUCCUCAAAUAAUAGCCCAAUGCACGCCAACAACACCGUAAUCACUGGAACCAGUGCCUCCAGAUUGUCCGAUGGCUUUCAGUUACCACAACCAGGCCACACACUACACCAAAUAGACCACGCUAAAUCCGUCACGCUUUCCGCAGUAUCAAACACUGCACUCGAAGUAGAUUACCCGCGCCCGCCUCAGCUCAAAGAUGAUGCGCGGCUCUUUCGGUGUCCCUGUUGUUGCGAAGCACUCCCUGCACAAAUGACAGAUGAAAUCAGGUGGAGUAGGAAACAUAUUGAAGAUGAUUUGAGCCCCUACACCUGUGUUUUGGCCAGUUGUGAUCAGCCUUAUGUCCUCUUCAAUACAAAGGAUAGUUGGCGACAGCACAUGCUGAAGGAUCACAGCAGCAUGACAUAUUGGACCUGCUUUGCAUGUGGUGAUGGGUCUCAGUUUUCAAACAGGGAGGCCUUUGUACAGCAUACAGAGUCCUUUCAUGCUGCGACCGUUCCACUAGCCCAUAUACCAGUCCUGGUGGAGUUGUCAAAAAAGACAAUACCAUCAGAAAUCCGACACUGUCCACUGUGCAAUUGGCCAGAAGACGACGAAGUCGAAGUGGAAAAAGACGCACUGUUCAAUCGAAUCACUAAGGAGGUCCACUCUUUCUCGCUCCGGGCAUUACCAUGGGCGGAUGAUAACGGACAAGAGAGUAUUGAAAAUAUUCACAACAGCUCUGAAAAGGUCUACGACUGGCUGAGCAAGAAUAACAUCCAGAAAGAACCUAGUAUAGAACGACCUCCCUGCAAGGAGAGGUCAUUGUAUGAUGACUAUUUCCAGCAGAAUUCAUAUUUUGCUUGCAGCUCUGAAGUGUCGUCUUCAUUUGAGCUUAAUUCUGACAGAUCAAGGCAAAUGGAACUGGACAAACUUAGAAAGGCGGAUCAGAUAAAGUCUCAGGGACAGAAGGGUGGAGCAUAUGCAAAAUCAGAACGUCAUUCCCGGACGCCUAGUACACAUGGAGAUGAUGGAGAGCGGGUUGAGGAGCCUAAGAAACCCAUGGAAUCUCGCAAGAUCGAGCUUAGAGAAGAGCAUCAUGACACUAGGCAAACAUCUUCAGAACCUUCGACCAUCAUCUGUCCGCAGAACUUGAAAGAUUGCUGGUCGGAGCACGCCUAUUUCUGGGGCCCCUCCCCGGAUUCGAGGACAGAGGUGGAUGUUCUUUUUGACAUAAAUGUUACUGCCAAUUUUAUGUCUCUCAGAGCCGCGCAGGAACUUGAAAUCCCAUUCCAAUCCAUUCCGGCGAAGGUCUUGGCCCCCCUCCCCUUUGAUGCAGGAAAUCAAACGAGUCUUAUGACAGAAUUUCAAGUUGAGGUAAACUGGCGUUUUGCAUGGCAUGACGCGGUUUAUACAUCUAAAUUCUUUGUCGUGGACACGGAGAUGUACAACGUAGUUAUUGGGAGGGAUGAUGAUUCUAAACUCGAACUCAAUGAUCUUAGACGUCGGAAAUCAGAAGAGGAGACUUCAGAAGAGGAGACUGUGUAUAUAAUGAUAAAAAGACCACUGAAACGGGAGGUGAAGCAGGAGGACGUGCCCGUAAGACCGGACAAUCGUCGGUCACUGGGCGCAAGGUUGAGAUCAUUGUUUGAAAGGAAACCGGGCUGA
Molecule: messenger RNA, 2445 nt
Organism: Aspergillus piperis CBS 112811
Lineage: Eukaryota; Fungi; Ascomycota; Eurotiomycetes; Eurotiales; Aspergillaceae
Product: retropepsin-like aspartic protease
Exons: 2
Coding region: 1-2445 (814 amino acids)
Source: RefSeq, a predicted model, not a curated record